AUGUGGGGACUGGUGCUGUGCAGAAGUGCUCUGUGAGUCUUGUGGAGACACUGAAGGGGUUUCACAUCUCACUUGUCUGGCAGUUGCACCAGAAGGAGUGCUGUGAGCUUCUCAGAAAUUCUUAAAGGGGUUUUGGAAUUGCCCAGGCCGUGGAAAUAGGAAUUACAGGCAAAUCUUACUCAGAACAAGGGGGAGGGAAGUUCCACCUAGUACCUGGCAACACAAAUUUCAACCUGCUCUGGUGGGUGGGCCAUGGUGGUGCCAGUGGUGGUAAUUUUCCCACAAACAUCUGUAGGUAAAACUCUGCCCCCUUACAGAACCACAGUUUUCAUCACCAUACAGUGCACUUUUAACUCCUUGGAGCAAAGUUCGCUAUUCAUAAGGCCUUUAUAGUUACAAAACUGUGGCCCGUUCAGGUGGUUUUCCAAAAAAAUGGAAAAACCUGCCCCCCAAAAGGCCACUAGUUCUUGCAAAAUUGGAAUUUACUUGUACUUAACUGGGAAUGACAGUACAGAAAUGAGGCAGCGCCGAAUAGAAGUUAACGUGGGGCUCAGGAAAGCUAAGAAGGGUGACCAGAUGCUGAAAAGGAGAAAUGUCAGCUCUUUUCCAGGUGAUGCUGCUUCUCCACUGCAGGAAAACCACAACAACCAAGGCACUGUAAAUUGGUCUGUUGAUGACACUGUCAAAGGCAUAAGUAGCAACAAUUUGGAAAGCCAAAUCCAAGCUACUCAAGCUGCUAGGAAACUGCUUUCUAGGGAAAAACAGCCCCCCAUAGACAACAUAAUCCAGGCGGGUUUGAUUCCAAAAUUUGUGUCCUGCUUGGGCAGAACUGAUUGUAGUCCCAUUCAGUUUGAAUCUGCUUGGGCCCUCACUAACACUGCUUCCGGGACAUCAGAACAGACCAAGGCUGUGGUAGAUGGAGGUGCUAUCCCAGCAUUCACUUCUCUGUUGGCAUCUCCCCAUGCUCACAUCAGUGAACAAGCUCUAUGGGCUCUAGGAAACAUUGUAGGUGAUGGCUUGGUUUUCCGAGACUUGGUUAUCAAGUAUGGUGCAGUUGACCCGCUGUUGGCACUUCUGGAGGUUCCUGAUUUGUCAUCUUUAGCGUGUGGUUACUUAUGUAAUCUCACCUGGACACUUUGAAAUCUUCGUCCCAACAAGAGUCCUGCACCAGCCCCCUUAGACGCUGUUGAGCAAGUUCUUCCUACUUUAGUUCGUCUCCUGCAUCACGAUGAUCCAGAAGUUUUAGCUGAUACCUGCUGGUCUAUUUCCUACCUUACCGAUGGUCCAAAUGAACAGAUUGAAAUGGUUGUGAAAACUGGGGUUGUACCCCAACUUGUGAAGCUUUUAGGAGCUACAGAAUUGCCAAUCAUGACUCCCGCGCAAAGAGCCAUAGGGAAUGUUGUCACUGGGACAGAUGAACAGACUCACGUUGUAACAGAUGCAGGAGCACUUGCCAUCUUUCCCAGCCUGUGAACAAACUCCAAAACAAAUACUCAGAAGGAAGCUACGUGGACAGUGUCAAACAUUAUGGCUGGCCGCCAGGAACAAAUACAACAAGUUGUACAUCAUGGAUUAGUCCCGUUCCUUGUUGGCAUUCUCUCUAAGGCAGAUUUUAAGACACAAAAGGAAGCUAUAUGGGCUGUGACCAACUAUACAUGUGGCGGAACAGUUGAGCAGAUCGUAUCCCUUGUUCAUUGUGGCAUAAUAGAACCGUUGAUGAACCUCCUAACUGCGAAAGACACCAAAAUUUUUCUGGUUAUUCUGGAUGCCAUUUCAAAUAUCUUUCAGGCUGCUGAGAAACUAGGUGAAACUGAGAAACUUAGUAUAAUGACUGAAGAAUGUGGAGGUUUGGACAAAAUUGAAGCUCUGCAAAACCAUGAAAAUGAGUCUGUGUACAAAGCUUCAUUAAACUUGAUUGAGACGUAUUUCUCUGUGGAGGAAGAGGUAGAUCAAAAUGUUGUGCCAGAAACUACCUCUGAAGGGUUUACAUUCCAAGUUCAGGAUGGCACUGCUGGGACCUUCAACUUUUAGACUGUACACCUGAGGCAUUAAGUUGUUUGUUGUGUACUGUGUUUGACAGAAGUUUGUCUUACUGUUUCUCUACUAAGAACUCUUUUUAUACAUGGUUUGUUAUUGUAGCACUUUUUACAAAGAAACUAUACUUGAACAGUUCUAAACUGCACAUACUGUAUGAAGCUUCUCCUCUCAAUGGGUUUCUUAUUUCUAUGUGGAAUUUCAUAUCUUGCAGUGCCCUGUAAAUAAAGAUUAAAUUCCACCCUUUUCUUUACUUCAAAAAAAAAAA
Mesoplodon densirostris (Blainville's beaked whale) is the source of this 2302-nucleotide messenger RNA. Its product is annotated as importin subunit alpha-1-like. Gene Ontology annotation, biological process: NLS-bearing protein import into nucleus. Gene Ontology annotation, cellular component: cytoplasm; nucleus. Gene Ontology annotation, molecular function: protein binding; nuclear import signal receptor activity. Lineage: Eukaryota; Metazoa; Chordata; Mammalia; Artiodactyla; Ziphiidae. The transcript has a single exon. The record is from RefSeq and is a predicted model, not a curated record.